Molecule: messenger RNA, 2777 nt
Organism: Scleropages formosus (Asian bonytongue)
Lineage: Eukaryota; Metazoa; Chordata; Actinopteri; Osteoglossiformes; Osteoglossidae
Gene: mgat1b
Product: alpha-1,3-mannosyl-glycoprotein 2-beta-N-acetylglucosaminyltransferase b
Exons: 3
Coding region: 827-2344 (505 amino acids)
Biological process (GO): protein N-linked glycosylation
Cellular component (GO): Golgi apparatus
Molecular function (GO): alpha-1,3-mannosylglycoprotein 2-beta-N-acetylglucosaminyltransferase activity
Source: RefSeq, a predicted model, not a curated record
UGUGUGUCUUGUUCACGCUUGUCGACAGAUCACUUACACAACCUGCUGGAACUGUGCGGCGAUGUGGUUUCCGCAGCGAGCAGAGCAACUUCUCGCAGUGUUUCUUUCAGAUAAUUUUACCUGUGGCACUGCGCUGGGGGUGCAAAGAGCACGGUCAUCGGUGUCUGGAAAGUUUUCCCGCACUCGGCGUAGACAAAGAAAGGGAAAUAAAGGCAGAAGGCGGCUCUCCUGCAGCGAGAAACGCCGUGACCUUUGGUUUCCUGUACGCGAACCUACCAGAUAGUCACACGUUUCCUGACGGAGAGCGUUGCCAGCUUCUCUCUCUCUCUCUUCCUCGGCGCGAUCUGGGCCGCAGGGCUGCGCCUUCGCUAAUCUCGCAUCAGGGUGAUGGCCGAAGGCUAAAGUAGUGGAUUCUGGCCCCCCACCCUGAUAUUACCCCAGCUGUACCUUCUUGUCUUUCCCCGCCUCCCACCCCAUCCUGCUGGUCUUUCCUUUUUUUUUGUCUCCCUCUCCACAAAAUUCAUUUGCUACAGAUUUUUUUUUUCUUUUUUGGAAAAUCUUUGCUCAUUAGGUUAAGAUUCCCCCCCCCCCCCCAUUGCUCAGUCUGAUUCAUAGAUCAUAGCCUGUGAGCCAUUUAGUAAAACCUGCUUGCUUUUAGAUCUUUCCUUGUAGUAACGACGCACCUUCAGUGCUGUUGCUGUCACCUGCGAUUGGCUCACACUGCCUCUGUGUCCAUUGUCAUUUGUCAGUCGACAGCCUCAUUUUUCCUCCUGUACUUGGUUCCACCCCCCCAAUAGUUCAGCACCUUUUCUGUUCUUAUUGGGCCAUGGUUCGCAAGAAAGGUUCCCUCAUCCUGUGUGGAGCUUUCCUGUUUGUUGCCUGGAAUGCUUUGCUCCUCCUCUUUCUUUGGGGACGUCCACCCAUUGGUCGACUGGGGGAAGGAGGCGGAGCUGAACCUGGGGGCAGAGAAGAAUGGGGAGCGGCGGGGGGCAGGGCCAGAGGAGCCGACCUGGCCGGGGAAGUGAUUCGACUGGCCGAGGAAGUGGAGUCGGAACUGGAGACCCAAAAGCAGCUCCUGCAGCAGAUACAGAGCCACAGGUCUCUGUGGGAGCGAAGGAAGGAGUUCGGGAAGAAAGAGGUGGUUGCCGCACAAGGCGGAAAGGGAGAGCCGGUGCAGCACCAGCAACCAGCUCCUGACACGGACAAAAGCGGUGGGAAACGUAUGGGGAACGCGGUCGUUUCGGCCGCCCCCGACUCAAACGCUAAGAAGGAACUGACAAACGCGAACAAACUUCCUGCCACGGUGGCCCCAGUAGUCAUACCCAUCCUGGUCAUCGCCUGCGACAGAGUGACUGUAAAAAGAAGUCUGGAUAAACUGAUACAGUACCGGCCCUCCGAAGAGCUUCACCCCAUCAUCGUCAGCCAGGACUGCGGCAACGCGGACACGGCUCACGUGAUCGGCUCUUACGGCAGUCAAGUAACCCACCUCAAGCAGCCGGACCUGUCCGAUAUCGCCGUGCGACCCGAACACAGGAAGUUCCAGGGUUACUACAAGAUCGCCAGGCACUAUCGCUGGGCACUCAACCAGGUCUUCAACACGCUCUCCUACUCCACAGUUGUGAUCGUCGAGGACGACCUCGAGGUCGCGCCAGAUUUCUACGAGUACUUCCGGGCCCUGUACCCCAUCCUGCGCUCGGACCCGACUCUGUGGUGCGUGUCGGCCUGGAACGAUAAUGGGCGCGACGGCCUGGUGGACCCGGGCCAGGCGGCGCUCCUGUACAGGACAGACUUCUUCCCCGGCCUGGGCUGGAUGCUCCUCAAGGAACUGUGGGAGGAGCUGGAGCCCAAGUGGCCGGCCGCAUUCUGGGAUGACUGGAUGCGCCAGCCGGAUCAGCGCAAGGACCGCUCCUGCAUCCGACCGGAAAUAUCCAGAACCAUAACGUUCGGGCGCAAAGGUGUCAGCAUGGGUCAGUUUUUUGACCAGUACCUGCGUUACAUUAAACUUAACACUGAAUUUGUGCCUUUUACCAAACUGGAUCUGUCUUACUUGGUCCGUGAGACGUACGAUGAGAAGUUUGAGAAGGACGUGUACGGCGCCCCUCUCGUCAAAAUCGAGGAACUGCAACAAGGGGGCACUUUGAAAGGAGGGGGGCCCUUCAGGGUGCAGUACUCCAGCCGGGACAGUUUUAAGGUCUUGGCUCGCAACCUUGGGGUGAUGGAUGACUUCAAGUCUGGGGUCCCGAGGGCGGGGUACAGGGGCGUCGUCAGCUUCCUGUCCAAGGGCCGCAGGGUCUACUUGGCGCCCCCUCCUGGUUGGAGCCGCUACGACACCAGCUGGAGUUGAGGUUGGAGGGCGGGGCGGGGUGGGGGGUUGGGAAUGUAAAGAUGACUGCUAAGGAAGAGAGGAAGACCCUCUCAAACCAAAGAAACAGUAACAGAAGAAAUGGGGGACGGGUAUUAAUUCUGAGAUUAGGAAACCGGGGGGCCUUUUGAACGAGGAGCCAGGGGGCCGGGAAGGGAGUAGGAUGAGGUAUACUGGGCACGACAGGGAGGCCAGGAAGAGGAAAACUGCAUCUGUGCCAUCUCUCACUCUGUCAUCUUGAGCUUCUCUCAUUAGAAAGGAGUGUAAUUAAACAAUUUGUACACCUUUUUUUUUUUUUUUAAAUUUUUUUUAAAGUGUUGUCCUGCGUGGCAGAGGAUGCGUCACUACAUGGGUGUCUGAGAACUGACUGAGACGCAGAGCACGUGCAACCGAUGACUGUCAGUAAAAUCACUUU